AUGCCGGACCUGGGCCUCGCCACGUUGAAUGAUAUGAGGGACAACGCCUCGCUCAUUGCGAGUUUGGAUUCUUCAGUGCCUGUGAUAGCGGAUGCAGACACGGGGGUCACCUUUCAACGAACCAAGGGCAGGUGGCCUAGUGGUAAUGCCGUUGAUAGUUGUGGCUACCAGCUCUCGGCAGACCUGCUAGAUACUGUCUUGUGA
This is a messenger RNA of Penicillium alfredii, 204 nucleotides long. Its product is annotated as carboxyphosphonoenolpyruvate mutase. The transcript has 2 exons. Lineage: Eukaryota; Fungi; Ascomycota; Eurotiomycetes; Eurotiales; Aspergillaceae. The coding region runs from base 1 to 204 and encodes 67 amino acids. Gene Ontology annotation, molecular function: catalytic activity. The record is from RefSeq and is a predicted model, not a curated record.